AUGUCUGAACUUCCAACAUACGCCAAACAAAAAGAAUGGAAAGAUAUCCAAUCUUUCCUCCCUGAACGUCUACACUUCACACCCGAUCACUCUCCCACCGAGGAAGUAUGGCAUCACCGCGGCCACGCUCUCCAUCUCGACAGAUGGCGUAACCCCUCCGCCAGCGCCAGACUCAUAAUGCAUCACGGCAUGGGAACCAACGGACGCAUGAUGUCAAUGCUUCUCGGCGUACCCCUCCACAAAGCAGGUUUUGAACUCGUCGCUAUCGACAUGCUGGGCUAUGGCUGCACAGUUCCGAAAAAGGGCCAUGUUUGGGAUUUUGCGGAGUGGGUUAAUAUCGCGAGUGAGUUUGUGGACCAUGAGUAUGAGAAUGAUAAAAGACCUAUUGCGCUUUAUGGAUUGAGUGCUGGGGGUGGUUUGACGUUUCAUGUUGCCGGGAUGAAUGAGCGUGUUAGGGGGAUUGUGGGCAUGUGUUUCAUGGAUAUGAGGAUUCAGAGUGUUGCUGACGCUGCGUGUCGGAAUCUCUUCAUGAGUCGUAUCGGUGCGCCGAUGGGGAGAGUGAUGCACACUCUCGGUCUAGGAUGGAUGUCGAUGCCAAUGUACAUCACCGGCCGAAUGUCAACACUAGUCAACAAUCCCCAAGCUCUCGCAGCUUGUAUGCGCGAUAACAGCUCAGCAAACGCAUGGGUAUCGAUGAGCUUUUUAUCUUCGUUUACGACGUAUAAACCAGCUAAGGAACCGAAGGACUUUGAUACGUGUCCGAUUUUGUUGACGCAGCCUGCGGAGGACAGGUGGACGCCACUCUGGGUGUCGGAAGCUUUUUUGAAGGAUGUUGAUAAGGUCAAGGUCAAGACUGUUAUGUUGGAGGGGGCGGGACAUUAUCCGCUUGAGGAUCCUGGGUUGGGGCAGAUGGUUGAGGCGAUUGUUGCGUUUUUGAAGGAUAUUGAGCAAGAAGCGUGA
Molecule: messenger RNA, 960 nt
Organism: Fusarium proliferatum ET1
Lineage: Eukaryota; Fungi; Ascomycota; Sordariomycetes; Hypocreales; Nectriaceae
Exons: 1
Coding region: 1-960 (319 amino acids)
Cellular component (GO): membrane
Molecular function (GO): lipase activity
Source: RefSeq, a predicted model, not a curated record